Molecule: messenger RNA, 3077 nt
Organism: Pieris rapae (cabbage white)
Lineage: Eukaryota; Metazoa; Arthropoda; Insecta; Lepidoptera; Pieridae
Gene: PIG-Z
Product: GPI mannosyltransferase 4
Exons: 3
Coding region: 392-2353 (653 amino acids)
Biological process (GO): GPI anchor biosynthetic process
Cellular component (GO): endoplasmic reticulum membrane
Molecular function (GO): alpha-1,2-mannosyltransferase activity
Source: RefSeq, a predicted model, not a curated record
AUUUAUAGAUCAUAGCACAGAACACUAUUACUUCCAGCGAAGGUUCAUAGUUACACUUCACAGCCACACGCCCACUAAUAACCCUAUUAACGUAACUGUCCGGAUACGGCUGUCAAACAUCAAAGAAAUGACUUUUCGUAAAUUCGAAAUUCAAAUAUUGAUGGAGCUGAGGCGGAGUCAAAAUUUAAAAAGCGAAUAAAGGAUUAAGUGUACGCAUAACACGUUCCUACUUCGUUGUAGAAAGAUAUAAAUUAAUUAAUACCUUAAUAUGCAUUAAGUACAGCAGAAUUCAAUUUAUAAGCUUGUAAUGGUGCAGAUUCAAGAAACGGUGAUGCCUAUAAUGUCUACAUCCAUAUAAUAUAUAACUAAAAAAUCAAAUAAACAUAGAAAAAUGUUUCUGAAAGGAAAUAUACUUAAAUCUAUAAAGUUUAAGAACACGGUGCCUCUGCCAUUUUCGUAUUGGGUCCUUGUUACUCUUAGAUUUGCAUUAACGCUACUACCUCAAACAGGAUACAUUCACCCAGAUGAAUAUUUUCAAAAUGUUGAAGUUAUUGCCGGUGAUAUAUUUGAUGUAGAUGUUGCAAGAACGUGGGAAUUCGAUCCAAAAUUCCCAAUACGUAAUAUAUUUGUACCAAAACUUAUUUUAGGCCCACCACUUUUCAUUAUACGGAUUCUUAAUCCCUUUAUAAAACACUACUUUGAAAUAGACUUACGGUCACCAUAUUUCUUGCUAGUCAUACCUAGACUUUUUAUAUGUAUUCUCUCAUUAAUUAACGAUUAUUGUCUUUAUAAACUCUGUAUAAUGUAUGGUCAGAAUUUCAGAAACCGUUUAAAAAUAUUUGCAAGUUCUUAUGUUGUACUCAUAUAUUGUUGCAGAAGUUUUUCAAAUACAUUUGAAAUGUUAUUUUUUUCCAUUCUACUGUAUUUAGUAGGAGACUGUAUGUUGAAGUCAGACAAUGUCAUUUAUCAUCAAGAAUAUUUGCAAGAAAAAUACAAACAUGCUGUUACACCUAUGGAGAGAGUGAGAAUAUAUAAAAUGCAAACACAUUUACCUCAUCAUUCUUUAAACAAUGUUUUGAGCCUGGCAUCUUUGGUUGUGAUAGGAAUAUUUAAUCGUCCAACAUUCAUAGGCUUUGCUCUAAUACCUAUAUUCUUUUGGUUGCAUAGAGGAAUUGGUUCCAAAAUAGUGGGGUUUGCCGAUUUUCAUGCUAGAAUAUUUAUGUUAGUUGUUUGUGGUAUACCAAUGGUCUUGUUAUGUAUCCUUGUUGACUCUGCCUACUAUGGCUACCUGACAUUAGCUGAUAUUGAAUCACUUCAAAUAUCUUGGAGUAACUGGGUUGUGACGCCUCUUAAUUUCUUAAGAUAUAACACUGAUGUAAGAAAACUAACUAAACAUGGAAUUCAUCCCCGUUGGCUCCACUUAGCUGUGAAUGUGCCCAUCCUUUUUAAUGUUUUGGGGUUCCUAGCUGGAUGUGCAGUUAUACUUAAUACAUACAGGUUUGUCAAGGGACAAUACACUAAAAUGCCUAAAAUACAAAGUAUUAGAGGACUAAUGCUAUUAUCAGCAAUAACACCUUUAGCUGUGCUUUCCUUAUUUCCUCACCAAGAAGCCCGUUUUAUCAUUCCAAUACUAGUGCCUCUAGUAUAUUUAUAUGGUAACAGUAUCCACAUAUGUGCGGCAGAUGACAUGGAUUUAAAGACAUUAAAAAAGUUACUUAUAAUCAUAUGGUACAGCUUAAAUAUUAUUUUUGCUAUAUUUUUUGGUUUCAUUCAUCAAGGAGGUAUUUAUCCUUUUAUUAAUGAUCUUUAUUAUGAAAACAAAGGCAGCCAUGGUUCUCACAUGCAUGUAAUUACUACACAUAGUUAUAGCAUUCCUACAUAUCUUCUUCAACUAGAAAGCACUACAAAAAUUUGGAAGGAUAGAACAACAAAACAUAGCUUUACAAUUGCUCCAUCAACCUUCAUUCAUAAGUAUGGUUCGUUACCAAUGGAUCAACUAUUCAUGAAUGUUGAUGAAGUUUUAUCAAAUGCAGAAAUGCGCUAUCAUAAAUACAAAAAAAAAUAUAAACUGUAUGUAGUAUCACCAUGCUCUCUGGAAAAAAAAUUAUUUAGGGAAGUUAGUAAAUACCAAUACAUAAAUUUAUUAGAACACAGUUCUUACUAUCCUCAUUUUUGUACUGAAGCAUUUCCUAAUUUUCCGAGUGAAGAUGAUAAAAGUUGUGUUAAAGGUAGUAAAUUUAUAAGUUACAAUGCUCAAACAGAUCUAACUAUGUUGGAAAGAAUCUCUUGCUUUAUAAAUCAGUUUUGCUUAAAAGUAUUUCAUGUUAAGGUAAAUGAGACAUAUACACUAUAAUUAUUUUUUGGUUUAGUUCAUUCAAUAUUUACAUUACAUUACAGGAGUCCAUCCACUUAAAAUAUGUUUGCUAUAUUUUUUUAAAACAAUUACAUUUAAUAUUUUUUACAUACUUAUACAUACUUGAAACUAUAUUUAUAUGCAUUUUCUCUAAAAUAUCUAAUCAUUUUAUUAGAAUCAAUGAAGGUACAGUUAAUACAGUUUUAUCUCAGUUUUAAAUAUGUAUAACAUAAUAUGUUUUUAUGGCAAGGCAAACUGGACUUAUUGAAGUGCUUUAAUUAUAAUUAUUUACAUGACAUGACACUAUAAGAGUAUAUAUAAAGUACCCAGUGUAAAAGUUUUGUGACUAAUUAGUAAUUAUUAUAAGACUGUAAAAGAUUUUUAAUUUGAAUCUCAUGUUAAAUAAUAAGUAAUGUUUGUUUCUUGAAAAUUGAUAUGAAAAGUUAAACCAUUUUAUGUAUAGUUUUUUUCAAUGAAGUGGAGGUGAAAAAUGUGUAAAAAUGGUAAUUAUUAUUGGACAUUAAAUUAUACUAAAUGGAAAUGUCUCAUAUACACUUUCGCAUUUUGUCAAGUAUUUUUAUGUAGAUCUUAAAAUCAAUCUAUAUCACAAUAUUUACAAUAAACGCUUAUCUUAGAUACUGUUUUAUUAUACAACAAUUAAAAAUGUCUACCCUAAUGGUUGAAUACAAUUGUUUGGAGUCAAGAUAGAAUUCGAGUUUUUGAA